This is a messenger RNA of Glycine soja, 2122 nucleotides long. RefSeq lists its product as uncharacterized. The coding region runs from base 270 to 2009 and encodes 579 amino acids. The transcript has 3 exons. The record is from RefSeq and is a predicted model, not a curated record. NCBI's taxonomy places the organism in Eukaryota, Viridiplantae, Streptophyta, Magnoliopsida, Fabales, Fabaceae.
CUGGGAGAGAAGAGAAAGCUGACUUUGUAACUUACACUCAGAGUUUACUUCUUGUUGGAGCUUGCUUGGUGAGUUUUUGAGUGGUGACACAGCACUGUCAAGUUUGAAAGAAAGAAAAACAAGAAGAAAGCAGCACUUCAAUUCAACCUCACUGUAUAAAAAAUGAACAGGUUUAAAAUUUGAAGUUGGAGGGGGGAGAGAGUUGAGAGAAGAAGAAGGAGUAGGAAGAUGGAUAGAAGAGAAAAAGGUGAGAAAAGGGUAGAAGGUUAAUGGUGGAAAAGUUGAAAGGAGGGGUUGUUGUAGGGAAAAGAGGAGGACCUUCUACUCCCCCACCCACAUGGAGACUUGAGUUUCCAUCUCAGCAGAAUGAGAAUAACAAAAACAAAAACAGAAACCAGGUUCAAGAGUUCCUUAACUUUCCCACCUCAACAACACUCUCUACCAGAACACUCUGUGCCAAACUCUGGCAAAUUCAGCCCCACCAAUUGGCCCCACUUCCCAAAAUGAACAAGCCUUCAACCCUCCGCCGCCACCGUAGGGACACACUUCUUAAGCUUCCAAAUCUUAAACAGUUGUCUGAACCUCCUCAUACUCACCAGCCAGCAUCUGCAAUCGGACUGAGAAGGCAUGUUCAAACAUCACCUUUCCAGCACCAUAGAUCAGCUAAAAGAAAUGGUCGCCUUAAACAGCAUGUCUCCCCUCCUUGUUACAGUUGCUCAAUGCAAGUGGCACCUCAUGUAACAUCUAAAAGUUCCUUAGACUUCAAGGGUUGGAUUACAGAGUCAAGUCGCAACCCUAAAACAUUCAGAGAGUUACUCAAGGUACUCAACCGUAUUUGGUGUCUUGAAGAACAGCAUGCAUCAAAUAUAUUAAUAGUGAAAGCCCUGAAAAUGGAACUAGAUCUUUCUCGGGCCCAGGUUAAAGAGUUACAACAAGAAAAGCAAUUGAAUAAGCGUGAUAUGGAGAACUUAAUGAAGCAAAUAGCCGAGGAGAAGCUUGUUAGGAAGAACAUAGAACAUGAUAAAAUUAAAGCUGCAAUUCAAUCUGCCAUGCAAGAGAUAGAAGAAGAAAGGAGGUUAAGAAAGCAUUCAGAAAGCCAGCACCGGAGGCUGGCUCGGGAGUUUUCUGAAGUGAAGUCUUCAUUCAGUGGUUCUCUGAGAGAUCUUGAAAAAGAGAGAAAAACACGGGUCCUUUUAGAGAAUCUGUGUGACGAUUUUGCCAAAGGAAUAAGAGAUUAUGAAUAUGAGGUAGGUUCUCUUAUGGAUAAUAAUGCUGAGAAGGAUCAAGUUAAAGGGGAUAGCCUUGAUAGGCUAAUACUUCAUCUUUCAGAAGCUUGGCUUGACGAGCGCAAGCAAAUGAAGUUAGCUCUAGCUGGCCAUGAUGAUCUCCCAGAGAUAGAUUCAUCAAUUGUUGACAGGCUAGGUGUUGGUACUGAAACAUUUCUUCAUGCAAAAAGAUGUGUUAACUUGAUAAAAUAUGGUAACUCCUCCACAAAGGAGCCCAAGGAAAUUUACCCUUGCCUACUACAUUCAUUGGACGAGAACAACAACAAUACUGCAGAGGUCCAUAAAGAAAAGAAGGGAAGGAACAAUUCAGUGAGGAAACAAGCACGUGUGAAUGUGAUGAAGAGCAUGUUGUCAUGUGAUGAAAAUGAGAGUUGGUUUGUUGAAAUGGGAGGGGAGAGCACAGCACUAUUCAAUACCCCUGGAGCAUCAACUGUGGGUGAGACAACAACACAAGGUCCACCAGAAAGUAAUACAUUAUUAUGGACAAAGAGAAUGAAUUCAAGUCAUGUAGUUAGAAACAGUUCCUUGUCUUCUGAAGGCAAUGAUAAGGUUUAUCCUGAGACCAUUUUCAGGGAAGAUUCAUUUGUCCAUUCUGCAGUUACUGGUAAUGCUAGUCCACUAAAGGACAACAACAACACAUUGAUGGCAAAACUGCUUGAAGCAAGGUUGGAGAGGCAGAUAUCUCGCUCCAAACAUAGGAAUGUCAACGGUAUCACACUCUGAUCUUCUGUCAAUAAUCUACUGCAUAUCACACUCUUAAGUCUAGAAUUAACGUAUUUUUGUAAACCACUGUCGUAUCGUAAUUUUAUAAUUACAUCGAUGAAGAUCAUUAACUA